This is a messenger RNA of Malurus melanocephalus (red-backed fairy wren), 2620 nucleotides long. It is a transcript of the gene TUBB1, whose product is annotated as tubulin beta 1 class VI. Gene Ontology annotation, molecular function: GTP binding; GTPase activity; structural constituent of cytoskeleton. The transcript has 4 exons. Gene Ontology annotation, biological process: mitotic cell cycle; microtubule cytoskeleton organization. The record is from RefSeq and is a predicted model, not a curated record. NCBI's taxonomy places the organism in Eukaryota, Metazoa, Chordata, Aves, Passeriformes, Maluridae. The coding region runs from base 310 to 1665 and encodes 451 amino acids. Gene Ontology annotation, cellular component: microtubule; cytoplasm.
AAUCAAUUGUGAGGGGGUGCAUGUGACAGUGCUGCUUUCCAAGCCACUCAGUGAUGCCCCUGUGCUGUUGUAGCUGUGCCCAGGCAACAGAGAGCCCCUUUGCCUGCUGGGGCAAUGCCCUGUGGAGCAGCCUGGGGCUGGCUACUCCCCUGGCUGGCUGAGUGACAGUCCCACGGGUAUAAAAGGGCCCCUGGGGCCGGGCUGUGCUGGGUGCAGCUGAUAGAGCAGCAGGCAGAGGGUUUGUUCUGGGGACUGCUGCUGGAGAGCCUGGGUGAGRCUGUAGCCACCAACGGGUCCGAGCCACACAAAAUGCGUGAAAUUGUGCACCUGCAGAUCGGCCAGUGUGGGAACCAGAUCGGAUCCAAGUUCUGGGAGGUGCUUGGUGAGGAACAUGGGAUUGACAUCACUGGGAACUACCGUGGGGAUUCACCACUGCAACUGGAGCGAAUUAACGUGUACUUCAAUGAGGCUUAUUCCCAUAAAUAUGUGCCCCGUUCCAUCCUGGUGGACCUGGAGCCUGGGACAAUGGACAGCGUCCGCUCCAGCCGAAUYGGGCCCCUCUUUCGACCUGACAACUUUAUCCAUGGUAAUUCAGGUGCUGGCAACAACUGGGCCAAGGGCCACUACACAGAAGGUGCUGAGCUGAUCGAAAACGUCAUGGAUGUGGUCAGGAACGAGUGUGAGAGCUGUGACUGCCUUCAGGGAUUCCAGCUCAUCCAUUCCCUUGGUGGUGGCACGGGCUCAGGCAUGGGCACGCUCCUCAUCAACAAGAUCAGAGAGGAAUAUCCYGACAGGAUCAUGAACACCUUCAGUGUUGUGCCCUCACCCAAAGUGUCCGACACGGUGGUGGAGCCRUACAACGCCAUCCUCUCCAUCCACCAGCUGAUAGAGAACACAGAUGAAACCUUCUGCAUUGACAACGAAGCUCUCUAUGAUAUAUGCUUUAGGACAUUAAAGCUCACCAAUCCCACCUACGGGGAUCUCAACCACCUGGUGUCCCUCACGAUGAGYGGCGUCACCACCUCGCUGCGUUUCCCUGGCCAGCUGAACGCGGAUCUGCGGAAGYUGGCGGUCAACAUGGUGCCCUUUCCUCGCCUGCACUUCUUCAUGCCAGGCUUUGCCCCGCUGACRGCUCGGGGSAGCCAGCAGUACCGGGCCCUGUCGGUGCCAGAGCUCACCCAGCAGAUGUUCGAUGCUCGGAACAUGAUGGCAGCCUGCGACCCYCGCCGUGGCCGCUACCUCACCGUCGCCUGCAUCUUCAGGGGCAGAAUGUCCACCAGGGAAGUGGAUGAGCAGCUGCURUCUAUCCAGACCAAGAACAGCUCCUACUUUGUGGAGUGGAUUCCUAACAAUGUCAAAGUGGCCGUGUGUGACAUCCCGCCACGAGGCCUGAAGAUGGCGGCCACUUUCAUUGGCAAUAACACGGCCAUUCAGGAGCUCUUCAUCAGGGUGUCCGAACAGUUCUCGGCCAUGUUCAGAAGGAAGGCGUUUCUCCACUGGUACACGGGGGAAGGCAUGGAUGAGAUGGAGUUUUCUGAAGCAGAAGGUAACACAAAUGACCUCGUGUCCGAGUACCAACAGUACCAGGAUGCCACUGCAGAUGUGGAGGAAUUUGAAGAGGUAGAAGUAGAACCAGAAGCCAAGCCAGAAAAGGAAGCAGAGUAAAAAGUAUCAAAACAUUCUCCAAAUARGCCUGUUCACAUUCACUAAAGACAAAGCAAUAGCCAUCAUCUGCAUAUCCAAAAUAACACAUUUCUUCRGAACUUUUUCUAUGCAUCUGGCCAAAUAUAUCUGACAUCACAACACAAUGCUUUUGAAAUUAAUGGCAGCUCUGCUUUACUGUCUUAAACAACUGUUGACACUGAAUCUCUCCCAAAACAAAUCUACUAUGGAGACAAGUUGUCWCACAACAGCCUUUCUUGUAAAUGGAUUCACUUUCAGAAUAUGAUCACCAGAUACUGAAUGUACUAUACAGCCACUGUGCCUGUGUAUAUAGAUCAGGAUCAUAAGCAAUAGAAAAAUACGCUGGCAGCUCAUCACAUUUAUUUAUUCUCAGGUAAACAYAGUCCCUGUUGAUUGUGAACUUGUUACUGUUUUAGGAACACGUGCACAUCUGCAAGGCCUGCAAAGACAGUGACUCUUUUGUUAUCACUCCACAGACUGAUGCAGAUAUUCAGACAAGUUCAGCUCCUUGAGCUGCAGGGAGAAGGCAAAGGCAAGAAAAGGGGGCAAAUGACUGAAUAUGCACAUUAUUAUUUUAUUUUUUAAGUACUUUAAUUGUUCUAUCACAUUUUUGGCUUAUAUUAUUGCAGAGCUUGUGUUCAUUAUCAGGGUGUGGUUUGUUUCUAUUUCAAACUAUAGGUUAAGUUACUUUAGCACACUAAGUUGUGACAUUGUAUAAAAGUUUUGGUGUGGUAUUUUUUCCUAGGUACUAACUACUGUAAAUUUUUUUCCUAACAUUCCGUACAACAAAAAUGACAUAGAAUGGUUGGUAGCUUGCUAAUAUAAAUUCCAUGGCAGUCACUAAAUCAAAACUGUAUUCUGACUUCAGUGAAAAGAAUUUCUUGCCAUCACAGCYGUCCACUUAACAAUGUAUUUAUAAUACUCUUUUAAAUAAAGA